UUUCACCAAAAUGUCUUCAUUUGUAAGCCAACCUAGGCAAUUCCUCCGUUGUUAACUGUUAUUGCCCACGAGUACACUACGACGAUGGCUUCUAAAAUUUUUAAAGUAUUGGCUGUGAUUCCGCUACUGCAAUGUGCUUGUUACGGCCAGCUAAUCGACAUCGACAUCAAAAUCGACGACGGCUUGUGUUCGUCUUCGUCUCAAGACGUUGACGUACUGACGACUUUAUACACCAAUCUUACAUACGCACCGAUCACAGCCGAUGCGAAUACAGUGGCGACGGCACCGUUCUCGGGAUACGACGAACUCGUGGUGAUCAUCCCGGACUACCACGUGCCCUCUGACUCUGCUGAAAUCACUGGCCUCAGAAACGCGUUACUAAGAGCAAAUCGAUUCCUCAACAUCAUUGUGGCCGACAUACGUCCGGUGUUAAGCGCAUUGGUGGGAUUUGUCGGGGCUGUGGUCGAUGGAGUUCUACAGGUGGCCAAUGGUCUAUUGAGAUUACUUCGAAUCGUGAACGCCUCAAGAAAUGAGAUUAGGAAAACACGUGCCAUCGGCGUUGGAUUAGGAGCACAAAUAGCCGGAAAAUUAGGAAGUCUGCUUCUGCUCGAAGGACUAGUGUUUGAUAGAGUCACGGCUUUAAGCCCACAGGGACCUUUAUUCGAUGAACCUUUAAUAUCUACACAAGUAGGAACAUUUGUGGAAGUUUAUCAUUCAAAUUCUGGUGUCCUUGGACACGUGGCAUUACUUGGACACCUUGAUAUCAUACUAUCAGAUGGAAAACUUCAGCCCCACUGUCCUUCAGCUGCUUAUCCAAAUGCUAAUUUGUGUUCACUAAUACAUUCGCUGUUGUACUACACCCAAAUCCAGAACGGCCAGAGUGUGGUCGGUAAAAAGUGCAUUGAACUAGGCUUAAGCUUUCCGGAUCCAAUAAACAAUUGUCAACAGACGUACUCCUUAUUCGGACUUUUGGAUGUAGUGGUUAAAGCCGCCACUUGUGAAUUUGGCGGUGGCGAACUGGUCACUAUCGGACGGGGCAACGAUUUAUCACUUCCCAGUGGAUCUGUUGUCCAAGUCAGCGCAGACGUCCUAUUACGCCUAUUGUAAAAAAUUGGCUAAUCAGUUCAUGACUAUUUGUCCCCAAUACACUUUAUUGUCGUUAUUAGAUAUUAAGUCAAUUAUCUUGUUAUUAUAGUUAAAAAAUACAUUUUCUUUUAGAACAGCUUAAAA
This is a messenger RNA of Adelges cooleyi (spruce gall adelgid), 1230 nucleotides long. RefSeq names its product lipase member I-like. The transcript is spliced from 6 exons. The coding region runs from base 85 to 1107 and encodes 340 amino acids. NCBI's taxonomy places the organism in Eukaryota, Metazoa, Arthropoda, Insecta, Hemiptera, Adelgidae. Gene Ontology annotation, molecular function: lipase activity. The record is from RefSeq and is a predicted model, not a curated record.